UACAGCGCCUUCACCAUCGAAGAUGUUUCAGUCACGGGUCCCACUUUUACGCUAUGGGCGUGGCAGGAUAGCUGAAAGGCCUUAUAUAUUCGUCCGUUGCUUUUCUGCCACUCACUUAUCAGCCCAGGCCAACGCAGGUCAACCCGGCACUCGCGGACUUACUACACCUUCGACUUCGAAUUCAACCGGAUUUUCUCAGGCUCAACCUAGAAGGUCAAAUAUUCCACCAGCACGCCUAAAUCCUCAAAAUGCAGGCUCUGAUCGUCAUCGUUUUCGACGCGUUGUUGAUGCAAGAUCCUUAGCUGCCAGUCGAAACGGUUCUCAGCCUACGAACAUCAUUAGAGGGCCAAGGCUUCGGACUCCUCGCAACGUGUCAUCUGCCCGUACCGGCGGACCGAAAUCUCCCAUGCAAAAUGGCAGAAAUAAGUCCAGGCAACGAAAUGUCUCUCGUGGCCCGCAUGUUUUUGACACCAUGGCUGAGGAUGCGGCUACUGAGGAAGCAGUUGACGAAAAGUAUCGUGAACUCGCAGAGCAGGCAAGGCCCGUGCCAAUUCGGUACGAUCCAGAACCGGUCACUAUGGACUCUUUAAAAGAAACAUGGCCAUCUCUACCCACCGACGUCGGUGCCCACGCAGCUGGAGUCGCUGAGAAGCUGUCCUCGCUCAGCGCUCGCUUUGCCCAUGGUUAUGUGUCCCCUUCUGAAAUGGGCAGACGGCUUUUUCAAGGCAAAUAUGUACGGUUCUUGGACGAUGCAGAGAAGUCCCUUGCCGUAGCAGAGGCGCAGAGAUUGUCUCAAGAACUCGCGGAGAAACUUUCGCAGCGGAAAGGCGACCUUGUCGACCCUAACGCUGUCACAUUCAACCCAAUCGACGAGAAGGAUCGGAAGGCACUGAUUGAACUGCUCGUUAAGGGCAAAUAUCCAAAGUCCUUAGGCGAUCAGUCUGUCCAGUCUCCUAUCCUAGAUCGAAUCGCGAAGAACCUGAAAAACAACGGAACCUAUUCUCCAGCUGGCAAAGACAUGCAGUUUUUUGCUAAGGUGGAAUCACUCUUGACUUCAGGCCGCCCUACAAAUCGUGUUUAACUUCUGAUCUCGUGUAUACUAAGUCAUGUAUGUCCUGGUUUCAUUUAAUCAACUGGGCCUCGAGUUGUGACUCAUCCGGGGCUUGCGUGUAGAUACUAAGAGCUGCAGGUGUUCAUGGUCUCUGCGCUUGUGACAGUAGUAAUAUUACUAGCCCUAGCAAAGGUCACUGAUUUAAUGGCUAGUUACGCUCUUUCCAUGGCCUUCUUGGCUGCUUCGAGGAGUUCUUUCACGUCUUUCUGCCCUUUCUCUGAUACCUUUUCCAUUUGUUCCUGUGCCUUCCGGACAUCAUCCGGCCUAGCGGUUUUCUUUUUCUGCAUAUCUUGGAGCCGUUUGUGUACAAGGCCUCUUGAAUCGCGCACUGCGGCAGCCGCUCUUUCCAUUGCUUUUUUAGCCAUGGUGAUCGCUUGGUCCCGGGAUUCUUUGGUGGGAGGUGGGAUAGGGAUAUUGAGUUGCAGAGCGUUGUGAGAAU
Messenger RNA from Aspergillus homomorphus CBS 101889, 1550 nucleotides. RefSeq lists its product as uncharacterized. The record is from RefSeq and is a predicted model, not a curated record. The transcript has 2 exons. Bases 23 to 1081 code for a protein of 352 amino acids. Lineage: Eukaryota; Fungi; Ascomycota; Eurotiomycetes; Eurotiales; Aspergillaceae.